CCACAUCAGUUUCCUUAUUAUCACUCUAUGACAAGAGUUCAAGAGAAGAUAACAAACUUGUGAGGAUUUCAAGAAGGAGAAACUAAAGAAUUAGAUGUCUAAAGUCUACUGUCUUCAAGAUAGCUCUUAUUCUUUCACGGACCACGGUGAACAUGAACUCCUCCAGCAACUCUAGCUUGGACUCCACAUCCUUGAAUUCGGGCCGCCUGAUUUCGAGCACCGUCCUGGGGCUGUGCUGUGCGCUGGGCCUCCCUGGUAACAUAGCUGUCCUGGUGGUCAUCCUGUGCCGCUCGUCCCAACGCCCCAACUUCACCCUGUGCCUCAUGCUGAACCUGGCUUCCUCCGACGUCCUGUGCCUGGCCACGGUGCCCGUGUGGAUCUAUACUCUCCUGUACCGCUGGACUCUGGGCCGUGCUGCAUGCAAGUUAGCUACCUUCUUGCUCUACCUCAGCCUGUAUGCUAACGUGCUAACGGUCACUCUACUCGGUGUCCAGCGCUACCUCCAGGUGCUCUACCCGCAGAUGUGGAACAGGCUGGGGCGCAAGGGGGAGGCAGUGCUGCUCCUGGCCCUGUGGGGGCUCGCCAGUGCCCUGACUGCCCCCGCCGUUGCCACUCGCGAUGUGCGCGAUGGCGAGCUCAAGUGCCAGCGACACACGGGCUCCGAUGCUGAAAGAGUUGCUGUCCUCCUCUUGGAGACCCUUUUAGGGUUCGUGGUUCCUUUCUCUGUGCUGGUCACGUCCUACUGCUGCCUCCACCGGCGGGUGAACCAGACGGCGCUGUUCAGCAGUGCAAAGUUGACGCGGCUGGUUACCAGUGUGGUGGUCGCCUUCUUCAUCCUCUGGAUCCCUGUGCACAUUGUCAAUGUGGUAGAUAUCGCCGGCAUUGCGCUGCAGACAUCCUGGCCAGAGGCGUCGGGCAGCGCUGCUGAGACACAGAAGCGCCGCAGCGCGUGUCGUCCGGACCUUUACGUUUUUUAACAGCUGUCUGGACCCCUUCCUGUACGCCUUCGCCUCGCGGAGGAUCCGUGAGCAGCCCAAGUCGUCAUCGAGGGGCGACAGCAGGAUGCAGGUCACAAAUAUCUGAUGUCUGAAGCUGUGCCCCGCUGGUGUGACUAAAGGCAUGUGACUGGAAUGCCAACCCCUAAUUCUAACCCUCAGCCUACCCAUAAUCAAACCCCCUAACCCUAACCUUAACAAAUCAGGGUACUCUCAAAAAUAAAUAGCUUUUUUAGGUGUUCUUGACUUGGUUUUUAGAGCAGCCAAAUAAGAGGCCCAUUGCCCCUGCUAUUUUGUCCUCAACAAAACCUACAUUUGGGUUGCUGACUGUAUAGGCUGUACUUUCUAGGUAUCCAUAGGUUAGCCUAGAUUUGUUAUUUUGGUGAUCUAACGCCCUUCAAGCUUGACCUCCAUUGGUCAAAGCCUAAAUUGUGUUGCUUCUGUCAGCUUUCCCUAUGAAUAAAUACAUAUAUUUGGUUA
This is a messenger RNA of Salmo salar (Atlantic salmon), 1475 nucleotides long. Its product is annotated as leukotriene B4 receptor 1. The record is from RefSeq and is a predicted model, not a curated record. Gene Ontology annotation, biological process: G protein-coupled receptor signaling pathway; cell chemotaxis; immune response. Lineage: Eukaryota; Metazoa; Chordata; Actinopteri; Salmoniformes; Salmonidae. Gene Ontology annotation, molecular function: C-C chemokine binding; C-C chemokine receptor activity. Gene Ontology annotation, cellular component: membrane; external side of plasma membrane.